AUGCUUUCAAAGUACCUCCAGCAUGUAGCAUAUGCCGCAGCUUUGUGUAAGCUUGCGAGCGCGAAGAGUUCAAAGAUUGUCCCGCAGGACCUGUCAGUUGGGUUUGCAUCUAGCGGCAUCGAUAUACAAGUAUCGUACACGGGAGACGCGGUAAACGGCUUCAACGAUGGAACGACAUUUGGUUCAAAAGAUGUUGCAAACACGCCUACAUUCGCUCUGGGAGACAGCUCCAAUAUUGUCGCGAACAAACUCUAUACAAUCCUCCUCGUGGAUACAACGUGCGACGAUGCGCGAACGCUCCACUUUGCGCAAACCAAUUUCAAAUACAACUUCGACAUCACCAACCUUGAGACCAGCGCCAAAGCACUGCAGGACUACAAAGCGCCCGGGGCGUUUAAGGAGACGGGUGACGACCGGAAGUACUCAUUCAUCAUGUACGAUAAUCCGGAGAACAAUGAGCUCAGCACUCUAAAGCUUCCGACGGAGGGAGGAACGUUCGAUGUGAAGCAGUUUCAGGACGAUAAUGGAUUCGAGGACCCGGUGGCAGGUGUGGGAAUGGUGGUCAAGUUGGGAGGUGCAUCAAACUGCGGCGGAACGCCAUCGAACGGAGGAGGCUCUUCAAGCUCGAAUGCUCCAUCCGCAGCUUCGAGCGCAGGCCCGGCGUCAAGUGCACCAGCGAAGACUUCGUCGGCAGCAAACCAAGCCUCAUCAGCGGCCGCUUCGAAGACCACAGCCAAGCCUAGCUCCCCCGAAAGCACGCAAGAAGCGUCGAAUCCGACAUCAAGUGGCGGUGCAGCGCAAACCACCAACGUGGUCGCCGCGUCCAGCGUUGUCCCGAAUGUGCCAGGGGCUCCAGCAUCAACAGUCCUCGCUACGAGUGUUGUGGCUGGCGCGACGGGUAGCGCUACAGGCACGGACAGACCAGCUCUUCAGACGGGGUCAGACGCGUCGACAGUGUCAAUUGUAACAGCGAGAUGUGUAUUUGUAGCUGCAUUGAUCGCUUCUGCAGCGGUGUUAAUGGGCUGA
This is a messenger RNA of Lindgomyces ingoldianus, 1026 nucleotides long. RefSeq lists its product as uncharacterized. The transcript has 2 exons. The record is from RefSeq and is a predicted model, not a curated record. Bases 1 to 1026 code for a protein of 341 amino acids. Lineage: Eukaryota; Fungi; Ascomycota; Dothideomycetes; Pleosporales; Lindgomycetaceae.